This is a messenger RNA of Chironomus riparius, 687 nucleotides long. NCBI's taxonomy places the organism in Eukaryota, Metazoa, Arthropoda, Insecta, Diptera, Chironomidae. The record is from the annotation of a GenBank genome assembly.
AUGCCAAUAUUGAUUCAACGCGCACUUGGAGGUUCUGGAAAUGCCCUUAUAGACAAUGGAUUUUUGUGUACAGAACCAGGACUAAGAGUUUUGUAUGUGCAAAAGGCAAAAGACAACGCAAUCCCUCAUUAUCCUGCUUAUAAUGAAUUGACGAUCAAUCUUUGUGUCAGUAACUUGACAAACUUAAUUGUACUAUUUUAUAUUUUGGAGUCUUGUAGUUACAUUAGCACGUUUUGCCCGAAAUGUGACGUAGUUUUGUUGGGUACACAUCCAAUAGCCGAGUGUAGAGCUAAUCGAGGAAAGAAAAAUGUCCUUAACAUCAAUAAUUUCGAUAAAUUUGAUGAAGAAAUGAAAGGUGUGAUUAUUUCAUUCUUAAGUAAAAAUUACAAUUGUAAUGAACCGAUAGAAUUAGCAGACUCGUUAAGAACAUUUAUUGAAGAAUUGAACCAAGAUUAUCGCGAGAUUUUUCAAUCUUCAAUUCUAACCAUCAAAAAUGACGCAAAAAUAUUUAAAUUUGGUGGAAAGAUUUCGUGGUAUUUAGAACUAAUCAACAAAAACAUUCUAAUCACAAGAGAACAGCUUUUAAAAGACUUGCUGCUCGAAGAUGGAACUCACGCUUGUGAUGUAGACGAGUCAAUGAAUGCAGCAAAUGUUUAUCUUUUUCAUGCUGUUGAACAGGCUAAAUAA